Myzus persicae (green peach aphid) is the source of this 2536-nucleotide messenger RNA. Its product is annotated as venom serine carboxypeptidase-like. Bases 356 to 1786 code for a protein of 476 amino acids. Gene Ontology annotation, biological process: proteolysis. Gene Ontology annotation, molecular function: serine-type carboxypeptidase activity. The transcript has 2 exons. The record is from RefSeq and is a predicted model, not a curated record. NCBI's taxonomy places the organism in Eukaryota, Metazoa, Arthropoda, Insecta, Hemiptera, Aphididae.
GACGGAGUCCUAUGUAGUAGAUAAGGUGAUAACCCGUGCAAAAUGAGCGGAACGAUACCAAACCUUAUCAUAUUAACAUGUAAACGGUAUUCGUAACUUACUCGUCUCACUCUAUAUAUUUUUCAAUUGUACACAAAACAAACAGGAGAUAAUAUUAAUUAGUGAUUAAUAUAACUCAGGUCCACUGGAGUGGUUUGUCUAUUUUAAUAUUACACACACCGACCGCAGUUUUGAGACCAGGCCUAACGUAAUCGUCGAUGGUGGUCAGUCAACAUUCUAUACAAUUUUACCUAUAAAAUUCUAAGAUAUAAGUAAGUUUAGCAGCAUUCGAUUUGGAGUUAUUCGCUUUCGAGCAAUGCGCCUUGAAACUGCCACGGCGUGGCUUCUUUGGCUUUGGCUACUGUCCACGUUCGUCUGCAAAUGUUCGGCAGCAGUAAAGGUAGGCGAUGGAGGCCUACUCCUGACACCCCUAAUACGGGCUGGUCGAAUCGACGAGGCUCGGGCUGCGUGCAAUGUAACGCCCCUGAAGGGGGCCAUCGAGAGCUACUCCGGUUACCUGACCGUAGACGAGGCACACGGUUCCAACUUGUUUUUCUGGUUCUUCCCCGCCGCGAGCGGAAAAGCAUAUGCGCCUGUUCUGCUGUGGCUACAAGGAGGCCCGGGCGCGUCAUGCCUGCUCGGUGUGUUCAAUCUGAAUGGCCCGUUCUCGGUGUGUAAGUGUUGUGGAGGUGAUCUCAAGUUGCGCGAGCGUGACUACGCGUGGACGAGUACGCACUCGGUGCUGUACGUGGAUAACCCGGUGGGAACAGGCUUCAGCUACACCGGUGACGAUUUCGGUUACAGUACCAACCAAACAGACGUCGCCCGGAACAUGUACUCUGCCCUGGUGCAGUUCUUCGAGCUGUUCCCCGAGUACCAGCGCAACGAUUUCUAUGUUACUGGUGAAUCGUUCGCCGGCCACUACGCGCCUUCCGUGUCGUACGCUAUUCACCAGAACAACCCUGGAGCCAAGGUCAAGAUCAACCUCAAAGGGCUAGCUAUCGGCAACGGUCUGGUCGACCCUCUCAGCCAACUUUUCUACAGCGAGUACCUGUACCAACUUGGGUUCAUUGACGAAUACGGAAAGCACAGAUUCGAACAAAUUGAUAACGUUAUUCGCUCUCAGAUCCUCGGCGGCGACUACGAGGGCGCAUUCCGGACGUACGACGAGAUGUUGAACGGCAUAUUCUAUCCGUACCCGACGCUGUUCCAGAACUUGACCGGCAUGCAAUACUACUACAACUUGCUGUUGGACCGGAAACCGCCGUCGGAAGACGAUUGGGUGCAGUUCGUGGAAAAACCAUCAUUGCGUGCCGCGUUACACGUGGGCCAACGGCCGGUUAAAUUUCUAAACAAGGUGGUCUAUCGACACAUGCUUGGCGACGUGAUGCGGUCGGUGGCCCCGUGGUUGGCCGCCUUAUUGGAUGCUGGACGCUAUCGGGUUCUGUUGUACAGCGGGCAGUUUGACAUCAAGUACCAUUACAGGGGCAUCAUGCGCAUGGCCCGGUCGCUCGAGUGGUCGGGAGCCGAUCGAUUCCGCAACGCAGCGGUGCGCACCAUUUGGCGAGUUCGUAAACAGAAGAAUCGACGCGAUGACGGUAACGAGACCUCCUUGGCUGGUUACGCGACCGCUUCCGGUCCGCUAACCGUUGUGUUGGUCAGGGAUGCCGGUCACAUGGUGCCAGCCGAUCAGCCGAUGAUUGCUCUCGACCUCAUCAACCGGUUCACGACUGGCAAAACGUUUUGACCAACAAGAAUCGGUCAGCAUCUUUAGCGACAUUAUUUUAUUACAGUUGAGUUGUUGUCAUAUGCUUUAUGCACUCACAAGCCCUUGAAUCAUAUCUAACAACCUAAGCAUAGGUCCUGGGAAUUCAAUUCGGACCUGAGAUAGAGGGUGGUAGUAUAAAUGAUAACUAUAUGAUAUAAAAUUAUAAAAUAUAUAUUGUCACUUAAUAACUAUCAUGAUUCAUGUACAAUUUGUGUAACUAGUUUUCCCAAAUUUUUUCGAGGAACCAAAAACUGUUUUUUUUUUAAGAAUUCUGAAAAGUAGUGUAUUUCUGAACAACUAUUCAUUUUUUACUGCGUGUGUGCAUUGGUUCAUCAGACACCCAAUUAAGCGCUUUCAAGAUUUUUAAUGUUGGUAAUGUAGGCAGGGCCGGACCAUGAGUAUAAUAUCUAUGGUUAUGAUACAGCCAAUAUUAAAUAUUGUACCGUAAAUAAAUACGAUAUAAUUAGUGCCUUAAAAAUACAUAAUUAUAUUUAUAAGCUACAGUCUAGUCUUGAUAAUUUAGAUUUAAAAUCUCGAUAACUGCAUUUUUUUCUUGAUCCUUGAAUAUUUCUUUAAAUUCAAUGCUGCAUAUUUAAUAAAAUGUGAACAUCGUCCUUAACACAAUAUGGAUGAUAUCAGUUUAGUAGUGGUCCAACAAUAUUUGAAGUUUUUUAUUUUAACUGUCCUAAUUUCAUGUGUAUUUGUAAUUUAUUAUUGUAUGUAGUUAAG